AUGGCGGGCACAGCGGGGCCCGGGACCGGCCCGGGAGCAGCGGGAGGAGAUGGAGACGAUUCGCUAUACCCGAUCGCGGUUUUAAUCGACGAGCUCCGCAACGAGGAUGUGCAGCUCCGCCUUAACAGUAUUAAGAAGUUAUCCACAAUUGCUCUGGCACUUGGAGUAGAAAGGACACGAACAGAACUGCUGCCAUUCCUUACAGAUACGAUUUAUGAUGAAGAUGAGGUACUGUUAGCUCUUGCUGAGCAACUGGGAAAUUUCACUGGCCUGGUGGGAGGUCCUGACUUUGCCCACUGUCUGCUGCCUCCUUUGGAAAGUCUGGCAACUGUGGAAGAGACUGUGGUUCGAGACAAGGCUGUGGAGUCGCUGAGGCAGAUCUCCCAGGAGCACACUCCUAAUGCUCUGGAAGCACAUUUUGUACCUCUGGUGAAGCGCCUGGCGAGUGGAGACUGGUUCACUUCUCGCACAUCUGCGUGUGGCUUGUUCAGUGUUUGCUAUCCCAGGGCUUCAGAUGCUGUCAGAGCAGAAAUUAGACAGCACUUCCGUUCCUUGUGCUCAGAUGACACUCCCAUGGUACGACGUGCUGCCGCUUCCAAACUGGGCGAAUUUGCAAAAGUUUUGGAAUUAGACAGUGUGAAAAGUGAAAUUGUUCCGCUGUUCACUAACCUAGCUUCAGACGAACAGGAUUCAGUGCGUCUCUUAGCUGUGGAAGCUUGUGUCAGUAUCGCCCAGUUGCUGUCCCAGGAGGACCUUGAGGCUCUGGUGAUGCCCACACUCCGGCAAGCAGCGGAAGAUAAAUCUUGGAGGGUUCGCUAUAUGGUAGCUGACAAGUUUUCAGAGCUCCAGAAAGCUGUGGGUCCUAAAAUCACCCUAAAUGACCUCAUCCCCGCCUUUCAGAACCUACUCAAAGACUGUGAAGCUGAAGUCCGAGCAGCUGCUGCCCACAAAGUAAAAGAACUCUGUGAGAACUUACCCACUGAAGGCAGAGAGACCAUAAUUAUGAGUCAGAUUCUCCCCUACAUAAAGGAAUUAGUAUCUGAUACAAAUCAACAUGUCAAAUCGGCUCUAGCAUCUGUAAUUAUGGGAUUGUCUACCAUUUUGGGAAAAGAGAAUACCAUUGAACACCUUCUACCUCUUUUUUUAGCUCAGUUAAAGGAUGAGUGUCCGGAAGUUCGUUUGAAUAUCAUCUCUAACUUGGAUUGUGUAAAUGAAGUGAUUGGGAUCCGUCAGCUCUCUCAGUCUCUCCUUCCUGCCAUAGUGGAGCUGGCUGAAGAUGCCAAGUGGAGGGUCCGGCUGGCCAUCAUUGAGUAUAUGCCACUGCUGGCGGGCCAGCUGGGUGUGGAGUUCUUUGACGAAAAGCUGAAUUCUUUAUGUAUGGCCUGGCUUGUGGACCAUGUGUAUGCUAUCCGCGAAGCCGCCACCAACAACCUCAUGAAGCUCGUUCAGAAGUUCGGAACAGAGUGGGCCCAGAACACCAUCGUUCCCAGAGUGUUAGUCAUGGCGAACGAUCCCAAUUACUUGCACAGGAUGACCACCUUAUUCUGCAUUAACGCGCUGUCUGAAGCCUGCGGUCAGGAAAUAACCACGAAGCACAUGCUGCCCGUUGUACUGAAAAUGGCAGGAGACCAAGUGGCGAACGUCCGUUUCAAUGUAGCCAAAUCUCUUCAGAAAAUUGGACCAGUUCUGAACACUGAUGCUUUGCGGGAGGAAGUGAAGCCAGUACUGCAGAAGUUGGGCCAGGAUGAAGACGUGGAUGUCAAGUACUUCGCACAGGAAGCUAUAAGUGUGGUGGCCCAGAGGCUGAGGAAGUCAGACUUCCCUGCGAAGGACACUGAGGAGCCCAGCGCUCCUGGGGCCGACAAGAACCGCUUCCUGAGAGCCAGAGGGCCCGAAGAGGACCCAGGAAAGGUACAGAGAGAGAGCGCGGCUCGGGCGGCUUCGGAGGAGGCAGUAGAGAUGGCCCGGUGUAGGGGUACAGAUGUGGCCAAGGGACCAGCAUAUCAGUUGCAUGUAAAUCCCAGAGACUCACUUGCCCAGCUGGAAAUUGCAGACCUAGUGCAUUUCUCCCAAAGCAGAGACUGA
Molecule: messenger RNA, 2085 nt
Organism: Puma concolor (puma)
Lineage: Eukaryota; Metazoa; Chordata; Mammalia; Carnivora; Felidae
Gene: PPP2R1B
Product: protein phosphatase 2 scaffold subunit Abeta
Biological process (GO): protein dephosphorylation
Cellular component (GO): cytoplasm; nucleus; cytosol
Molecular function (GO): protein binding; protein phosphatase regulator activity
Source: RefSeq, a predicted model, not a curated record